UUUAAUGUUGUGUACAUGUUUCGGCGAUUAUGUGAAUUUAUGUGUAAUAUCUAUGUAUCAGCGUAAAACGGCUGUUACAACAAACUAAAUCAGUCAAGUGACUGAAUAAACUUGAUUAGUAAACUCAUAUAACUAUGACUACCUAUAGUUAUUGGCAUUUUAUGAUCUCCUUAUAACAGUUUUGUGUGUUGACUAAAACAAACUGUAAACAUGUCGAAGGAUAAGUGGGUUCGCCGGUUUUCAGUUGAUGAAACAUCGAAACACAAUAAUGGAUUCACUAUAUAUAAGAUCAUGUCUAUUGCAGGCAAGCAUACGGCCCACCUGAUAGUGAAUGGUUAGCGUCGCCCAUGGACUUCAGCAAUGCCAGGGGCAGAGCCAAGCCGCUGCCUAAGGCUUAAUAAUCUCCACAAGCCUCGUCAUGGCGCUCGGGAAACACCAUGGAGGGGAGCUCACUCCAUAGCCGGAUGCUGUUCCCGAUAGAAUCGCCGGAGGCCGUGACGGCGAUAUCUGUAUGGAAACGUUACAGCGACAUCCAGAGGCUGCACAAGAGCAUGAAGUCGCUGCACGCGGGCCUGCACUUACGCGGCACGUUCCCCGCCCUGCCCCGGUACAGCUAUUUCAGGAGGUUUCAGCCGGACGUGAUAACCGACAGAGCUAGAACCAUCAAGACGUUGUUAGAGUUCAUCGCGGAGCACAGACUGCUGUUCACUAGCACUGACUUCGUCAAUUUCCUUCAGACCGGAUACCCAGAGCCCUGCGCUGAGCCGGGAGUCAUAAACUCUAUAAGGUCGUCCUUGCACCUGCCCAUAGAGGAAACGCCGCCGCUGGAGUACCCGACUGACGACGACGAGGCCAGGACCCCCAAUGGCUCAAUAAAUCCGACGGCUUCUCAACAAGUAUCGCGCGACGAAACCGAUUUUAUAUCGCAAAUACCGAUUUACGAAGCGGCUGACGUGGAGGUGGCGGACUUGAGCGAGGCCUCCAAGCGGACGGGCAGCUUGGACUCGCUGGACUCGUUGGAGAGCAUAGACAGCGACCUCUUUGACGAGCUGGCCAAGCUCACCAUAGACAAGCCGGCGUCCAGUGUCAAGAGGAACGUGUUGCCAGAUUUGAUUAAUUUCGACGAACCUUCCACAUCAAAGAUCGACGAUUGUCACACGACGAGAACUGGCAACACCGACUCGGACAGUUUGUCUUUGAAUGCGCAGACUUUUGCAGACAGUGCCCUGUCCCCCUCGCACGCGGGGCGCGGGACGAGGACGGAGGACAGCUACAUAUUCGAGGCGGGCUACAUGCUGAACUUGGCGGCGCGGUGCGAGGACGCGGGGGACUACGCGGGCGCCCUGGACCACUACAAGGCCGGCAUCGAGAAGCUACUCGUCGGCGCCCGCUCGGACGCGGACGGCGCGCGGCGGGCGCUGGUCCGGCAGCGCACGCACGCCUACCUGGCGCACGCAGAGCGACUGUGCAGCGCGCGCACACAGCACGUCGCGGGUGGAGUGGCGCGCGGCGUGGCGGAGCGCGGCGGGGCGGCGCGGGACGGCGCGGCGCGGAGCGGGUCGCGUGCGGAGCUGUGCGCGUACGUGCUGCUGGGCGUGGUGCGGCCGCGGCUGCUGCUGGUGCUGCACGCCAGCACCGACACGUGCUACGUCAUGAAGGUGCUGGACAAGGUGCCGAGCAACGAGCCGGAGGGGGAGUGGCGGCGCCCCGUGCUGCCCGGGCCGGCGCCCUACAUGGUGCGGCUGCACGCGCUCAUCGAGACGGAGGACUCGCUGUUCCUGGUGCUGACGUACGCGCCGGGCGAGCGCCUGUGCGAGUACGUGCGCCGGUACGCCGCCGCGCCCGCCGCCAAGCCGCGCCCGCCCGACCUGCGCUGCGUGCUCGCCGACCGCGCCGCGCCGGGGGACGACGUGCGCGACCUGCUGCACAACUCCAAGGAGCUGCUGCUGACCGUGGACCGGGCGCUGGGCGGCGGCGCGCAGACAACUACCCCGGACGAGCACACCACGGCCGCUGGCACCGGGUUGGAGCCGCGCAUGCGGUACCGGGACGCGGUGCCGCCGGGCGCGGUGCGGCGCUGGGCCGCGGAGCUGGUGACCGCGCUGGAGAGUCUGCACGCGGCCGGCGUGGUGUGCGUCGACCUGGGCCCCGCCAACGUGCUGCUGGGCGCGCGCGGGCAGGCGCUGCUCACGUACUUCGCGUGUCGCGGCGGGGCGGGGCGGGACGGGGCGGGGCGGGACGGGGCGUGGCGGGGCGGCGCGCGGCACGCACCGGGCGCGCUGCACGUGGCGCCGGAGUGCCGCGGCUGGCAGGCGCCCGCGCCGGCCGCCGACUACUGGAGCCUGGGCGCGCUGCUCUACCAGCUCAUCUGUGGAUACCCUCUUUCUGUUCACCACAAGACUGUGUUCACAUCGCACACUAUAUUACAGCUGCCCGAGGAACUGACAGUGGAAGAGGAAUCGUUAUUGACUCAACUGCUGACGUUCGAGCCGGCGGCGCGGCUGGGCGCGGGCGGCGCGCGCGAGCUGCACCGGCACCCGUACUUCCGCGCCGUGGACUGGCGCCUCGUGCGCGACAGCUGGCCCAAGCACGACUGAGCCGACACCGCACCGCCGGCUCCACGAGCUCACAGCCCACCCGGUGUUCAAACGUAAAUGCGCCGCCCACCUUGAGAUAUAACUUCUAAGAUCUCAGUAUAGUUUGAAGGGCACCAUUACUGCUUCACGGCAGAAAUAGGCAGGGCGGUGGUACCUACCCGUACAGACUCACAAGACGUCCUACCACCAGUAAAAAGAAUGAUGAAAGAUCUUUUUUGCCGCGCACCAUCCGGCUUUGGAAUGAGCUCCCCUCCACGGUUUUUUCCAAGCGCUAUGACAUGUCCUUGAUCAUAUGAGGCUUGCGGAGAGUACUUAAUGGUAGGCAGCGGCUUGGCUCUGCCCUUGGCAUUGCUGACGUCCAUGAGCGACGGUGACCACUUACCAUCAGGUGGGCCGUAUACUCGUCUGCCUAUAAAGGCAAUAAAAAAAACAGAACUGUUGGAGUUAUGUGAAUAAUCCUGGCCUGAAAGAUAAGACGGUCGACGUGACGAUAUUCAUAUCUCUCAUUUAACGCGAAAAAUAAUGAAAGACUUCAGUUGAAAUAUAUAGGAACAUAUAUUUAAAAAAAGUUACCUUCGAAAAGAAUCGAAAGUGCUAAAAGUAUUAUUAUAAUUUAUUUUGACUACUUCCUUUUAGUAAAUUAGAACUAAACUAAAAAUUUAUAUACAAACAUAAUGUACAAUAAAUACGUUCAAAAAUAUUAAUCUAGUCUUAUAUAUUUAUACUUUUUGAAAAACAUAUUGUUAAAUAGUUUUGUGUUCAAAUUAUUGCAGGUAACUAUUUUAUAAUAGUUAUCGGAAACUUAAUUAAAAAAUAACACUAUAUUAACUUAUGUGUGUAUGAAAAUGAGUUAAUGCAAUUAAAUAAGUUACUUAUAGUAUUUAGAUAUAGUAGCGACCUGACACCAAUAAACACAAUCUGUAAAGUGAAUACAUUCUCGAUUAUAUUAAAUCUGACUGGUACAAAAUACCUGUACCCGCAUGAAGUUUAAUAAAUAAAUGAAUUCAUCAUUCAUCGUUCAUUCGUAUUAUUAUUAAAUAUUAAAUAAAAUAAUAAUUCUAGUAUUUUUUUAAUCAAAUUUAUCAUCAUAUGUGGCUAAACGUUGGGCAUCCGUGCAUGACCAUCUGUUGGCCUCAAGUGACGUCAUCAACAAUGAAGUUUUUCUUAAGCCUUUGAAAAAUGAGUCCCAUUCCUUAUUCUAUUGGCUAGAUAUAAUCAAACUCUUUUCCUAAUUUACAUAUAGAGGUGUGCUGAUCCUAGUUGUUAAUGCCCAAAAAGAAAUGUAAUGUUAUGUGUUUAGUUGAGGGAUUAAAUUUGUAUUUUAAAUAUUCGACCUACGUACACUUAUAAUUAAUAUGUAAUUAGAUUUUGUUUUAAGAUCUGAGUCUGGUUUUAAGUUAGGUUUUAUAAUGAAUUUUAUUUGAAAUUAUGGUAUUACGUGAUUAUAUUUUGUAUUUUAAUUAAAAUCGUUCAGCUCUUCGCUGUGAGUCGUGUCCUGACGCCCAAUAGAUUAGACGCCGGAAUUAUGACACUCAUUUAAAAUUGUCUAAAAAUAAAUGGCGCCGAUCUCUUUUAAAGUUUUUCUGCUGACCGUAGUUACAAGACGGAAGUUAGCCGAGAGCCCGCCCUGUUCUUUGUGCUUAUGAUUGCCGCUAAGGGCGCUGUUCCAACUCCAUACAAAUUUGAGUUAACUUUUACGCUAUCGAGAACGUUAAAAACCUCACACUAAGCACACUGAUCUUAAAUCGCAUUAUAAGUAGCGACUCUUGUCCGCAUUAUAAAAUCACGAGAAAUUAUUUUUGUGUUUGUUUUCUAUGUUUUUGUUGAACCUGGAAACUAAAUUAUACAAAUAAACUCUAUAUAACUGUAAACAUUGUAUGAAGAUGUAAUCAUUGUUUUUAAAAUUGACGUAUAAUUUAAUUAUGAAAUGAUCUCAAAAUUGUGUUUUUUGCAAACCGUGAAAUUUUAUAUUAAAUAAUUAUAUUGAGCAUGACUCUG
Bombyx mori (domestic silkworm) is the source of this 4595-nucleotide messenger RNA. Its product is annotated as ribosomal protein S6 kinase delta-1. Lineage: Eukaryota; Metazoa; Arthropoda; Insecta; Lepidoptera; Bombycidae. The coding region runs from base 438 to 2597 and encodes 719 amino acids. Gene Ontology annotation, biological process: protein phosphorylation. The transcript is spliced from 14 exons. The record is from RefSeq and is a predicted model, not a curated record. Gene Ontology annotation, molecular function: protein kinase activity; ATP binding; phosphatidylinositol binding.